Molecule: messenger RNA, 1172 nt
Organism: Danio rerio (zebrafish)
Lineage: Eukaryota; Metazoa; Chordata; Actinopteri; Cypriniformes; Danionidae
Source: RefSeq, a predicted model, not a curated record
CUAAAUAAAUAAAUAUAACAAAUACUAAAUAGCAUUGUUACAUUUUAUAAGCUCUUGUGAAGCUCUUGUGAAGCCCCCAUAUGAAGCAUCAUCGUUUAAUUAUUUUCCAUGGUUUUUCACAAAAAAACUAUAUAUUGCUAAAAAUCAUCAGCAUUCAUUUACACCUGGUUGCCAUGUUUACCAGUAAACAUCCGGAAGCUAUGGCGACACGGGGCUCAGUUUCAAGAGUCGCUUUCGGCAGCUGCCAGAAACGUCUCAUGUUUCCGACGCACUUUGCGCCUGACCGAAUGGGAAAUGAAAUGCUCUCACAGUUUGGUUCAGCUGAAGGAGGACCCGGAUGUUACGACAACCACACGGUUGGCACACUUCUGUAUGAACUCCAACACAAACCUGAGAGUAAGAGGGGAUAUGUGUUUGCAGCCCGCACUGCAUCACGAUUCCUGCCGGCUUUAAAGGCAGUCACCCCUUCACCACAGAAAUACCAGCUGGACUGGACUCUACCUAAAGUGUGUCCUCCUGGAAAAGCUCCCUUCAAUAGUACCACUUUAAGAUUCAGACCUAAAGAUGCAGAAAUCAGCCCUGGUCCAGGGGCAUACGCUCAUGAUGCUAUCCAAAGCAAGGUGUCGUGGCCUAUGAAAUUUGGCUCUCCAGACUGGACAAAAGUGCCAAUGCUGGAGAGAAGAGCACUGCGGACAGAGAUACUUGUUGACACCUGGACAUGGAUCAGAGUAAAGAGAAUUUGAAGCGCUCAGAGAACAAGUCUUCCUCCCAUUGCAUCUGAUGAGAUUCCAGUACCAUGUGGCGAGGCUGGAUUAAAGAUAAUGAGGUUUAGUUUCUUGCACAGACUGGUCAUUUCAUUUAAAACCUCAGUGUAACAUCAGGAGCCAGUAUUUUUGUAUAUGUUUGUUAACUUUCAUAAUGUGAGUCAUCAGGAAUCGCCGUUUCAGCUAAAAAGUAUUUCUACGGGAUCAAAAUAAGCCACCCACACUUUUUUGAUAGACGCAUCAGCUAAAUUAAUACAGGUAAAUGUAUUUAAAGCACAGAAAAAUGAAAUGUAUAACACACAUUUACUCUGUGUUGGGGAUUGAGUAAUUUGUCGUAUUAUCUCAUGCAUGUCAGUGAUUAUGUUACAUUACAAAUGUAAAUAUGGGAGGUGAAUUCAUUCAUUUUUG